AUGAUGAUGAUGAGAAGAAGAACACAAACACUCAUGAACUACAUCAUGAACGCCGCCGCGUCGAAUAACUAUCGUUGUUUCGAUAAGACGGCUACAAAAACGAGUAGCAGUAGUAGUUGUAGUAGUUAUAGGUCUCUCUCUUCCUUCUUCAUCGGAUAUCAAAAUCGAGAAGGAGCAAAGACGUUUAGUAGGACGACAGUUAGUACUCAAGGAAAAGUGGAUAACAACACAUGGACGACGACGACGACAAAAACACAAAAACAAAAGUCUGCGAACAAUAUCUCCACGUCCACUCGUUCAAAAAUGGGAUACAUUUCGCACCAAAGAACCGCAAUCACGAAACGUUUGUGGAACGAUCGAUUGGAGCAAAUGAACGUGGAACAUCCACACGCGCCGGAACAAACUUUGAUAAAAACGAAGAAAAUCAAAGAGCACGUGGUUUUGUACGAUUUUGAGAACGAUAAACAGUUGGCGAGAGACUACGCGACGCCGUGGAACACCGCGAGAAUCGGUCGAGUUCUGGAGGAUAUGGACUCGUUAGCUGGGAACGUCGUGUUUACACACAUAGACGAUAACGACCCGGCGACGAGGCCUCCGAAUGCGGUGACCGCGAGCGCGGAUAACAUUCGACAGUUUAAGAAGUUACGGUUAGACCAAAAGACGUUUUUACACGGGUCGGUGGCGUACGUCGGGACGUCCUCGAUCGUGGUCAGAUGCGAUUUGAAAAACGAAAAAGGCGAAGUCUUAAUGCGAGCUGAUUUUACAUUCGCGGCGAGGUCGAACGUGACUGGUAAAGCGACGCCGGUAAACCAGUUGGACAUGAAGACGCUGACCGAGGAGCAGAAAGCAACCUUCGACGAAGUGAAAGCGCAGAUUGAGUUGAAGAAGAACAGAAAGAUGGAUAAGAUGCCCAUGCGUGAGGAAGUGCGAGUGUUUCGUAAACAAUGGGUUAAAAAAAUGCGGGAAAUGUCCCGAGUGGCAAAAGAGAUGCCUUCGAGAGCGGUGUUGGACGAGAAAUUAUCAAAGAUAGUUUUGACUUCGCAGACGGUGCACGAAAAUUUGUUCGUCGCGCAACCGCAGCAGGUGAACUUAUCCGGGCGGAUAUUUGGUGGAUUUUUGUUACGGCGUGGAUUUGAAUUGGCGUUAGCGAACGCGUACACGUUUGCGGGUACGUUUCCACUUUUCGUGAACAUGUCGGACGUGGAUUUUAGAGCGCCAGUCGAGGUUGGCGAUUUGUUGAGGUUUCGAGCGCACAUCAUCCACGUCGGCGAACCCGGAGAGUUCGAUAAGAAAACUCUAGAACUGAAAGAGACAAACGUGUUCGAAAGCGGGAAUGAUAUUGAAAGAGAUAUCGUGAUGCAAGUUGAAGCGAUCGUGGUGAAUCCGAAAACCGUAAGUGCAACCGUGACAAACUCUUUUCUAAUCACGUUUCGAGUUAACGGCGGGUUGUUACCGACGGUGUUACCCGAAUCCACGGACGAGGCGUUUGGCGUGUUUGAGAAGGUCAUACGACCAAAAUUGUGCGGAUGGGAUUAA
This is a messenger RNA of Bathycoccus prasinos, 1536 nucleotides long. RefSeq lists its product with no specific name. Lineage: Eukaryota; Viridiplantae; Chlorophyta; Mamiellophyceae; Mamiellales; Bathycoccaceae. Gene Ontology annotation, molecular function: fatty acyl-CoA hydrolase activity. The transcript has a single exon. Gene Ontology annotation, biological process: acyl-CoA metabolic process. Bases 1 to 1536 code for a protein of 511 amino acids. The record is from RefSeq and is a predicted model, not a curated record.